UCUAAAGUAUAAUAUAUGUAUCUGAACCAAAGAUCUUUGAUCCGAAUCCGCAAGCAUUUUGCUUUUUUGCCGCGAAAGCAGGUGGCACCCUAGUACGAGUAGCCCAGCUGGUGAAGUAAACACACGAAUUUCAUGUACUUCGGUUUUUGUGCCCCCAUUUUUCCAGCCUGCAAGCGUUAGUUGGUCCAAAGAUUGUGCGAAUGUCCGCCCAAAGUAUCACAUGUCCAAAGGUGCUUUUCAGGUACCUCAUGAGGCAAUGCCAACGCCUUCCAAAAGGUCCCAAAGAACACUACCAGCAUUACAUCAAACAGAGUUUUAAGCAACAUGUGCACGAGAAAGACCCAGAAAGGAUUCAGGAGAUCAUGAAAAGAUCAGUGGAAGACGCAGAAUGGAUAAUGAAAAAGUAUAAAAACUACAAGGCUCCGGGCAGCACAAAAGUUCCAGGCGUGUGAGUGCGAUGCUCAAAAAAUUAGAAUUUGAAUAUUUUAAGUCUGAUAAAUCUACUCUUGCUGUAUAAAAAGAGGGCAAAUUCCGCGCACGUAAUACUUUAGAAGUGGCAAAUAAAAUGAUGUCCAUAAUUUGAAUGAAUGAAUUGUAAAAUAAAAUAAUCAAAAAAUCAUUUGAAAAU
Messenger RNA from Neocloeon triangulifer, 628 nucleotides. RefSeq names its product LYR motif-containing protein 9-like. The record is from RefSeq and is a predicted model, not a curated record. The transcript has 3 exons. Bases 201 to 452 code for a protein of 83 amino acids. Lineage: Eukaryota; Metazoa; Arthropoda; Insecta; Ephemeroptera; Baetidae.